AUGUUUGAGGCUGCUAUGCCAAAAGAAAGUCCAUGGAGGAUGAUGUGUGAGAGUGAGAUAUGGGGGAAACAAAUUUUGAAUACCAUGGCAUGUGAAGGAUUAGAGACGAUUGAAAGGACAGAAAUAUACAAGAGUUGGCAAGCACGAACUCUUAGGGCUGGGUUCAGGCAGCUUCCACUAAACCAGAAUAUCGUAAAGAAAAUAAAAACUAAGGUGAAGGCUAACUUUCACAAGGAUUUUUUUGUGGAUGAGGCCGACCAAUGGAUGGUACAGGGUCGGAAGGGGCGGAUCCUCAAUGCUUUUUCUUGCUGGAAACCAUCCUAG
Molecule: messenger RNA, 324 nt
Organism: Thlaspi arvense
Lineage: Eukaryota; Viridiplantae; Streptophyta; Magnoliopsida; Brassicales; Brassicaceae
Source: the annotation of a GenBank genome assembly